GAAGUCCUAAGUUCCCAUACUACUUCAGGGAAUACCAACAUACACAUGAAACUACUUUUCUCUGAGAUAAACUUAUCUCAGACAGAAUGGUUGACCAGCUCCAAGGAACAUGGAAGUCUGUUUCUUGUGAAAAUUUCGAAGAAUAUUUGAAGGAGCUGGGUAUAGGAAGAGCCAGCAGGAAACUGGGCUGUUUGGCAAAACCCACUGUGACCAUCAGUACAGGUGGAGAUGUCAUCACAAUAAAAACCAAAAGCAUCUUUAAAAAUAAUGAGAUCUCCUUUAAGCUGGGAGAAGAGUUUGAGGAAGUCACACCAAGUGGCCACAAAACAAAGAGUAAAGUAACCUUAGAUAAGGAGUCCCUGAUUCAAGUUCAGAACUGGGAUGGCAAAGAAACCACCAUAACGAGAAAGCUGGUGGAUGGGAAAAUGGUGGUGGAAAGCGCUGUGAACAGUGUUAUCUGUACACGAACAUACGAGAAAGUAUCAUCAAAUUCAGUCUCAAACUCUUAAGGCUUUCUCAAGCUGUCCUCCAAACUACUGAGGUUGUUUAAAUAAAACUCCAAAGUAAAAUAUUAAAA
Rhinopithecus roxellana (golden snub-nosed monkey) is the source of this 577-nucleotide messenger RNA. It is a transcript of the gene FABP12, whose product is annotated as fatty acid binding protein 12. The record is from RefSeq and is a predicted model, not a curated record. Gene Ontology annotation, cellular component: nucleus; cytosol. Gene Ontology annotation, biological process: fatty acid transport. NCBI's taxonomy places the organism in Eukaryota, Metazoa, Chordata, Mammalia, Primates, Cercopithecidae. Gene Ontology annotation, molecular function: fatty acid binding. The transcript is spliced from 5 exons. Bases 87 to 509 code for a protein of 140 amino acids.